Daucus carota subsp. sativus is the source of this 774-nucleotide messenger RNA. RefSeq lists its product as uncharacterized. The transcript is spliced from 7 exons. Gene Ontology annotation, cellular component: nucleus; cytosol. Gene Ontology annotation, molecular function: DNA binding. The record is from RefSeq and is a predicted model, not a curated record. NCBI's taxonomy places the organism in Eukaryota, Viridiplantae, Streptophyta, Magnoliopsida, Apiales, Apiaceae. Bases 140 to 529 code for a protein of 129 amino acids.
GGAGUCCUCCUUAAAUCUUAAUACUGAACCGAAAUGGGGGCAACAUAAGCGUAACCAGAACGCUGGUAAGCAUAACAACACGUAUUUGCCUUUUUUUAAAGAGAAAGCUACUCAACUGCGCCUGACUCAUCUCAAUUCAAUGGCUGACCCGGAGUUGGAAGCUAUCAGGCAAAGAAGAAUGCAGGAGCUAAUGGCGCAAAGAGGAGGCGCUGCAAAUCAGCCAAACCCUGAACAGCAGAAUGCCCAGGAGGAAGCUAAAAGGGAGGCAGAUGAACGGCGACAAAUGAUGCUUAGUCAGAUUGUUUCAUCUGAAGCACGUGAAAGAAUUGCUCGAAUUGCAUUGGUGAAGCCUGAAAAGGCCAGAGGAGUUGAAGAUGUUAUACUGAGAGCUGCUCAAAUGGGUCAAAUAGUUGAGAAAGUUUCUGAAGAAAGGCUUAUAUCGUUGCUGGAACAAAUUAAUACCCAGACUGCGAAGCAGACCAAAGUCACUAUCCAGAGGCGCCGUAGUGUUCUUGAAGAUGAUGAUUAGCUGAGAUCAUUUUUUCAUUUACUUAUCCAUUGUGUCAUUCGUAUGAUCAUGUGCUUGGCUUGGCGGCGUUCAAAAUUUAACUGCAUUUUACUGCACAUGCGGGUUUGCUAUUUAGUCUGUAUUAUUAAAUGUAAUUUCAUAUUUAACUUUGGUUAUUGAAUGAUCUAUUAUUGUGUUUAUUGUGACAAACAUCUUGAUAGUUAUGUUGCCUAAAUUAGUGUCAUAUCUUAGCGUGAUUCUUGUGA